Messenger RNA from Biomphalaria glabrata, 3584 nucleotides. Its product is annotated as ubiquitin-like modifier-activating enzyme ATG7. The record is from RefSeq and is a predicted model, not a curated record. Gene Ontology annotation, cellular component: cytoplasm; phagophore assembly site. Bases 284 to 2341 code for a protein of 685 amino acids. Gene Ontology annotation, molecular function: Atg12 activating enzyme activity; Atg8 activating enzyme activity. Gene Ontology annotation, biological process: autophagy of mitochondrion; protein modification by small protein conjugation; piecemeal microautophagy of the nucleus. NCBI's taxonomy places the organism in Eukaryota, Metazoa, Mollusca, Gastropoda, Planorbidae. The transcript is spliced from 19 exons.
CAAAACAAAUUGGGGAAAACGAAAGGAGGACUAAGCAAAGAUCAAAAUUUAAAGAUUUUAGACUAUAUUAGUAUAUAGACUCUAGAUCUAGACUGUUUCUAACAUUACUUUCGUAUACCCACUGUAAAAUAUAAAAAAAAAAAUCAAUCAAUAUCAUAAACUCUAAAUCUAGCAUCUCAGGCACUCAGGGAAACAUUUAGACUACUUAUUUAGAUUUUAGAUCUAGAUCUAGUAACAUUUACAUUACAGUAUUACAGUAUAGUAUUACUGUUAAAUCAUAACAAUGGCACACAUUCAAUUUGCACCAUUUAGUAGUGUUGUUGAUCCUGGAUUUUGGCACAAGUUGACCGAAAAAAAGCUGAAUGAAUAUGGAUUAGAUGACAGUGAAAGGCUUAUUCACGGCUUCUUCUCUGAUGGAAAUGCACCAGGGAUGCCACCACAAUUGAAUUUGGACUACUUAGCUUUUAACAGUCAGUUUAAUCCUCCCUCACAGAGUUUUCCUGCUUAUGGAAUACUUCACAACACAAACACACUUGAAAGUUUUAAAGAAAAAGACAAGAAACUGUUGCUUGCAAAUGCUGGGGAGGAGUUGUGGAAAGAUUUCCAGAGUGGAGUGUUUUUACAAGAACCAGAAAAACUCUGUAGAUUUCUCCUACUUACAUUUGCUGACUUAAAGAAAUAUCACUUUUACUACUGGUUUGCCUUCCCAGCCCUGAAAUUUCCAGAGAGAUCAACUCUUACAGAAGAACCUGCUAUGUUGGAGAAUAUAUAUUCACCUGAAAAAUUAACCUCUCUCAUAUCAGCAUACCAUUCCUUCCAAACUGACAGACCAAACUACGCCACCUGUUUCUUGAUACAAGAGGAUGGGGACAACUUCACAUUCUAUGAAUUUGCUCAAUUAGACGUUUUAAUAUCCAAAAGAAAUGUCAUUGUAGGUGUGUGUGAUCCAAGCUCACUUGACAGUUAUCCUGGCUGGCCAGUCAGAAACUUGAUUUCAUUCCUAACUUAUAAAUAUACAGGUGUUGUUAAAAGUAUCAAAGUACUUUGUGUCAGAAAUAGAACUCAUGAUGGUGUUAAGCAUUUUGGUAAAAGUGUUUUGUUGACAGUAGACAUUCCUGCUCUGAAUAAGAAUAUAGCAGAUGUGCCAGAAUGUGUUGGCUGGGAGAAGAAUGAAAGACAAAAACUUGGACCAAGGAUGGUCAACCUGAGCAACACCAUGGAUCCAGUCAGGCUAGCGGAAUCAGCUGUUGAUUUAAAUUUGAAAUUAAUGCGUUGGCGACUGCUGCCUGACCUUCAACUUGAAAAGAUUGCAUCAACAAAAUGUCUUAUCUUGGGGUCAGGAACUUUAGGAUGCAAUGUAGCAAGAUUACUUAUGAGCUGGGGAAUCCGUCACAUUACCAUGGUAGACAACUCCAAAGUUUCAUUCUCAAAUCCUGUGCGGCAAACUUUAUUUACUUUUGAACAUUGUUUGGAAGGGGGACAACCUAAGGCACAAGCUGCUGCUAGUAGUCUCAGAACAAUAUUUCCUGGAAUGAAAUCUGAAGGGAAAACACUUUCCAUACCCAUGCCUGGUCAUGCCAUAAUAGAGUCAUUGGUUGAACAGACCAGAGCAGAAGUGAAAGAGCUAGAAGAAUUGAUUCAAUCUCAUGAUGCCGUUUUCCUCCUAAUGGACACUAGAGAAAGUAGAUGGCUGCCAACUUUGAUAUGUGCAUCUAAAAAGAAGAUUGUUAUAAAUGCUGCACUUGGAUUUGAUACAUUUUUAGUUCUACGGCAUGGUGUAAAAACAGGAAAAGCAGACGGCUCAAUGCCUUCUUCAAUGUUAGAUAAAAUAGCUGGCAGUUUGUUGGGCUGCUAUUUCUGUAAUGAUGUUGUAGCUCCUGGAAAUUCCACCACUGAUCGUACUCUUGACCAGCAGUGCACAGUAACCAGACCUGGCAUAUCAAUGGUAGCAUCAGCCCUAGCUGUGGAACUUCUGAUAUCCAUACUGCAACAUCCUCUAAGAACUGAUGCCCCAGCAGAAGUGAAUUCCUAUGACAGUAGUCUUCUGGCAGAGUCAGAUUGCUCCUUAGGUAUUGUACCACAUCAGAUUCGUGGAUUCCUUUCAAGAUAUCAGCAGAUCUUGCCAGCAACUCAGGCCUUUCACAUGUGCACAGCCUGUAGUGCUAAGGUGAUUGAAAAUUAUGAGGAGCAUGGUUUUGAGUUCUUACUAAGAGCAUUCAAUGAGCCAGGCUACCUGGAAGAGCUAACUGGCCUCACAGCUAUGCAGACUGCGACUCAAGAUGCAGAGGUCUGGGAUCUAAGCGAUGAUGAGGAACCAGAGAGUAUGGAAGCAACCACUUAGUCAACUUGUAUACAAAACCUUUAGACAUUGUUCAAUUGCCAUUUGUAAUGCGCUUUUUGUUUUUCCAAAAAUCAAAAUGUAGUGUUUAAAAAAAUUGUUUGUUGGAGAAUUCUGUAGUGCCUAGUCCUUAAUUACUAAAAUUUAUGUUUUUUUUUAAAUCAAUCCUUGUGUAAAUCUUACUCAAUUUCACCUCACUUAAAAUGUACAAUCACUGAAAGUGCUUUUUUUUUUCGUCUGAGAAUUUUCUUUUUUUCUAGAUCAUUCAAACAACUUAAGAAUGAAAUUCAUUGAAAUACAAAUUCAAAAAGUAAAUUGCAUAGGGUUCCCUUUCUUCCGUAAGCCUGCAAUGGCCAAGUUGAAAUUUAUCUUUUUGAGUGACAAGGCUAGUGGGUAUUUGGUUUAAGCAACUUCAGUAUAUUGAGGUUUGAUUAUAUUUUUUAUCAGUUUAAGAAUUAUUUUAUUGAUGUCUUAUCCGGGUCUUAUUCCAUGACUUUACAUUUUUCACUGUGCCAUUUGCCAACUAGCUUUUUAUGUCUUUAUGUGGUUAUCCUUACAUGACUGUAUGAUUAGUAUAUGGCUUGAAGCUGGUAUUGCCUAGAGCUGAGGGCAAAUUUUUUAAAAAUUUCAUUCUUACAUAAUUUCAUCUUUGAGACAUCAUUCAGUAAUUAUUUAUGCUCACAUAUUUAAAGCUUUAGAUAAAUCAGCUUUUUGGUUUGUACCAAGUGUUAUUGAUAUGAAGCUAAAUUAAGUCUUUCUGAGCUCAUUUUUUCAUGUUACAUUUCAAUUUUUUUAAAUUUUAUCUUCAACAGUGCCAUAUAAAUGGUGAUACACUUUAUUCAGAAUAUUUUAGGAUGGUCCUUUUUUUUUCUUUUCUUUGAUAGGUGCCUUUAGAAAUGUUAUAAUAUAUUCAGUUUAAACUGUUCAAUUAAAGAAAAUGUAAUAUGAUGAAGAUUAUUCAGAAAAAUGUGUACUAUGAAAGUAGUUUCUUAAACAUAAAAGAGAUCAAAGAAUAGAGAAAGUUUUUUUUUUCUCAACAAGAAAAUGUUUACAUUUGAGUCUAGUCCUCAAAAUUGAAAAAUAUUUAAAAACGCAAGUUCUCAGGCCAAUAUUUUGUAUGCAUAACUUCAGGCUACUCAGCUGUCUGAAGACAAUGUCAUUAGUUCAUCACUAUCACAAACUGAUUUUUUUUCUAAAAUAAAAUGUAUGUAUAUGUCUGUGCAAUAAAUGUGACCCAAAAUUUAAA